CAGGGAGAUGAACUGAUAUCUGUGAAUGGGGUGGACGUGUUGGGUAAAUCUUCCUUUGAAGCAUCUUCACUGUUACUAGGCCCAAAUGGGACAUCUGUGAAUAUCAUGGUUAAGCAUGGGAAUUGUGGACCUGUCCAGUCCAUUGAUGUGGAGAGGCAAUCUAUUGCCAAGACACCGGUUUUUUACCGGCUGGAGCAGAUUGAAAGUGGUUCUACUUCUGUUGGUUAUGUGCGCCUAAAGGAGUUCAAUGCAUUGGCCAGAAAAGAUUUGGUUACUGCAAUUAAGCGACUUGAAGGCAUGGGUGCCUCAUCUUUUGUUCUUGAUCUCAGAGAUAACCUUGGUGGACUAGUGCAGGCUGGCAUUGAAAUUGCAAAACUUUUUCUGAAUGAAGGAGACACGGUUAUUUACACUGUCGGAAGGGAUCCACAGUAUUCAAGAAAUAUUAUUGCGGAAGCACCACCUCUUAUUACAGCUCCAGUAAUUGUUUUGGUUAACAAAAGUACUGCAAGUGCUAGUGAAAUUGUUGCAACUGCACUUCACGAUAAUUGCAGAGCUGUUCUCGUGGGAGACAAGACAUAUGGCAAGGUCUGAAUUUCUAGUUACUUGGCCUUUGGUUUCUCUUUUCAAUAUUUGAACUUCUUUAUUGGCACACUAGUUAAUAUUAAGCACACACUACAAAUUGUAAAGCAACUUUUGUCGACGGCGCAGUAUAUUUAUCAAUUACUCCUUCACCCCCAAUUGUUAACAGUAUAGUAGAAAGAGCACAUCGGCUAUGUAAGGCUUCUUUUUUUUCCUCCAGAAAGUGUUUCCAAUCAUCUCAAUGCCUAAGUAGAACCAAAUAAAUUUCUUGAAUGUUGGAUUACCAAAUUCAAAAUGCUGUGUAUGCCACUCAUGUUCUGAUGACCUAAUUGAAUGUGAACCUUUACCAUCACUCUUUCCUUAACCUACUUUCUGCUUUUGCAUUAUUUCAUCCUAUUUGCCAGUCCUCAAAGAGGUACCAAAUCUUGAUAUAGACUCACUUCGUUAAUUCUCUAUCAUUGACUAAAAAGCACAGUAGAGAUAAAUUGAAUAUGUACGGGACAUGGGAAUUUGUGGGGAUGAUGUAACUGUACUGGCCUGAGGCCAAAAAUUAAUGCGCAUGGGGCUCUGACGACCUUUUGUGUGUAGUCCUGCUUAUGUAAAAGUGAUCUAAAGGAAUCCGUAACUAGUCUGGUGCCUCUAUUUGUUGUUGCAAGGACUAAUAGACCUCUACAGUGGCCACUGUAACUAGCAGACAAAGGAAAAAACAAUUAGCAUUAGUAAUGAUUAACAUAUUCAUUUGUUCUGAAGA
Molecule: messenger RNA, 1330 nt
Organism: Capsicum annuum
Lineage: Eukaryota; Viridiplantae; Streptophyta; Magnoliopsida; Solanales; Solanaceae
Product: carboxyl-terminal-processing peptidase 1, chloroplastic-like
Exons: 7
Biological process (GO): proteolysis
Molecular function (GO): protein binding; endopeptidase activity; serine-type peptidase activity
Source: RefSeq, a predicted model, not a curated record